Molecule: messenger RNA, 1273 nt
Organism: Rhododendron vialii
Lineage: Eukaryota; Viridiplantae; Streptophyta; Magnoliopsida; Ericales; Ericaceae
Product: histone deacetylase HDT1-like
Exons: 10
Coding region: 150-1025 (291 amino acids)
Source: RefSeq, a predicted model, not a curated record
AAAGCCCUAGGCCCGCGCCGGAAGCUGGCGGCAACGUCGCUAUAAAAUCUCCACUUCAAACCCUCUCCCCUCCCUCCGCCUCUUUCCAAGCCCUUCUCUCUCUCUCUCUCUCUCUCUCGGAAACUCUACAUUCUCUCUCCUCCGCAUCGAUGGAGUUCUGGGGCGUUGAAGUCAAAGCUGGAGAGCCAGUUAAGGUUAUGCCUGAGGCUGGCCAAAUCAUACAUGUCUCCCAGGCAGCAAUGGGUGAGGGUAAGAAGGGAAAAGGAAAUGACCAUAUCCCUCUCCAUGUGAAGAUUGAUGGCAAGAAGCUAGUUGUGGGAUCACUUUCUGUGGAGAACUUCCCUCAAAUUACAUUUGAUUUGGUGUUUGAGAAAGAAUUUGAACUGUCGCAUGACUGGAAAAAUGGAAGCGUAUACUUUUGUGGAUAUUUGAACAAUUUCUCGGCUGGUGAAGAUUAUGAUUCUUUAGAGUCAGAUGAGGAAGAAGAUGCCCCCAUAGGCAUCAUGGGGAAUGGGGAAAUUAAACCUGAAGUCAAGGAAGCAAAGCCAGCUGCAAGUAAGGGUAAAGCUGGCAAACCUGAAUCUUCAGCCAAGGCAAAGGUGGUUGUGGAGCCCAAGAAAGAGGAUGAAUCAGAUGAAGAUGAUGAUGAUGAAUCAGAGGAUGAGGACAUGCUAAAUGCUUCGCAUGACAUUGGUGACUCAGAUUCAGAGGAUGAAGAUGAGGAGACUCCUCAUAAGGCUGUUUCUGGCCAGAAGAGACCCAUCAAAUCUGCGACAAAAACCCCUGUUGCUGCUAAAAAAGCAAAAUCAGAUACACCUCAGAAGACAGAUGGUAAGAAGGGUGGUGGUCACACAGCAACUCCCCACCCAUCAAAGAAUCAGGGGAAAACUGCAGCAAAUAGCAACAAGUCCAAGGAGAAGACCCCAAAGUCUGAUGGCAAAAUUUCUUGCAAAUCCUGUACCAAGACAUUCACUUCGGGGACUGGUCUGGAGUCUCAUACAAAGGCCAAACAUAGUGGGAAAUAGUGGUGGAAUCCAAAAACAGCGGUGAAGUGUGCAUUCUUUUUCAUUUGAAUGAUAUGAGUUGAAGAUAGGUGGAAUGUGUUUUGUUAUAGUAGGGUUUUCCCCACUUGAUAAAAGAUGAGACCUGUAUUAGCCCAACUAUUUCUUGUCUUCAAGUUUUGGUAGUUUCAGAGGUUAUGUUGAAUGUUUCCAUGGAUUAGUUUCCCCGGGUUCUGCUUGAUAAUUUAAAGCUUCACUUAAGUUCUGUUUAA